AUGUCUUACAGCUCAAGCUACGGAGCACCGGGAGUUCCUGCUCCGCCCGGGAUGUACGGACAUACAUCCAGUUCAUCAUAUGGAAAUGUUCCUUCUCAAUCUCUAUCCUAUAGUAACUCUCAUUCAAAUACUAAUAGUCGAAAUUCUAGUUAUUCGAGAUAUGGGAACGAUCGUGGCGGAGAGAGAUCCUAUGACGACCGCAGUCGGCGGGACCGUAAAGAGUAUGAUUCUCGUGGUGACCGUAGGGAUCGAAGCCCUAAUGGUUAUGAUAGACAUCACGAAAGAUAUCCUAAUUCUAGCUACCGUUCUGGCGGAAACGGAGAUCGCAUGGCUGGCCUAGGUUCUGGUUUGCAGAAGCAAGACUGGGAUAUGGCUAAAAUGCCGAAAUUUGAAAAGAAUUUCUAUAGAGAACAUCCUAUCGUUGCUGCUCGAUCAGACGUAGAAAUUGAGGUGUUUCGGAAAAAGCAUGAUAUGAAAGUUUUUGGCCGAGGUGUCCCUAAACCUGUCACAACCUUUGACGAAGCUAACUUUCCUUCGUAUGUUUUAAAAGAAGUACUUGAAUCUGGAUUUAAGGAGCCAACACCAAUUCAAUCCCAAGGAUGGCCGAUGGCUCUUUCAGGCCGUGAUGUAGUUGGUAUUGCCGAAACUGGUUCGGGUAAAACGUUAGCGUAUUGUUUACCGUCGAUUGUGCAUAUCAACGCUCAGCCGUUCCUCGAGCCAGGCGAUGGGCCUAUUGUUUUGAUCCUUGCCCCUACACGCGAAUUGGCUGUGCAGAUUCAGCAAGAAUGCACAAAGUUUGGCAAAUCUUCCAAGAUUAAAAAUACUUGCGUUUAUGGGGGUGUGCCGAAAGGUCCACAAGCCCGUGAAUUACAAUAUGGCGUUGAAAUCGUUAUUGCUACACCGGGUCGCUUGAUUGAUAUGAUGGAAACUAAGAAAACAAAUUUACGUCGUGUGACUUACCUUGUACUUGAUGAGGCUGACAGAAUGUUAGACAUGGGUUUUGAACCACAAAUACGUAAAAUUGUUGAUCAGAUUCGACCAGAUCGACAGACUCUUAUGUGGAGUGCAACGUGGCCCAAAGAGGUUAAGAAACUCGCUGAGGACUAUUUACAUGAUUUUAUUCAAGUCAAUAUUGGGUCUAUGGAUUUAUCCGCGAGUCAUAAUAUAGUACAGACUAUAGAAGUUUGUGCAGAGUAUGAAAAACGCACAAGACUUGUUAAACAUCUGGAACGUAUCAUGAACCAAAAAGAAAACAAAACUCUCAUUUUUACAGGAACAAAGCGAACAGCAGACGAGAUUACAAAGUUCCUCCGUCAAGAUGGUUGGCCAGCUUUGGCAAUUCACGGUGACAAGGCACAAACAGAACGAGACUGGGUUUUAAGUGAAUUUCGUAGUGGAAGAUCGCCCAUUAUGGUGGCAACGGAUGUAGCAUCUCGAGGGAUUGAUGUGAAGGAUGUCAAGCUCGUCAUCAACUAUGACUUUCCGACUAAUGUCGAGGACUAUGUUCACCGUAUUGGUCGUACUGGUCGUGGUGGUGCUAAGGGAGCUGCAGUGACUUUCUUUACGAUGGACAAUGCUAAGCAAGCCAAAGAUUUGGUAAACAUUCUAAGAGAAGCGAAACAGGAGAUUGAUCCGAAAUUAAUAGAAAUGUCGAAAAUUCACACUGGUAAUAGCGGUCGGAAUCGAUAUAGCAAUGCUCGUGGACAUGGAGGUGGCCGUAGCGGGGGACGUUGGUAG
This is a messenger RNA of Paraglomus occultum, 1737 nucleotides long. The record is from the annotation of a GenBank genome assembly. Lineage: Eukaryota; Fungi; Glomeromycota; Glomeromycetes; Paraglomerales; Paraglomeraceae.